AUGUCACCUGUGCAGUUCACAGUUCUUAUACGUCUCCCUUUCAGCCGCGGUGAUUUCGUCGAUCCGCCACAGGCAGACUGGAAUGCUACCAAGGAUCGCGCACUAUGGAAGGUCAUUUCCAAGUCGUCCAGAACAAGUGAUCUCAACUCUGUAGGCCUCCAUGCGGAACGUUCCCAAGUCCCACAAACUUUCUUGCUGCAACAAGCGGCUUGGUUGUACGAACGACAUCUCGAACAUGUUCGCUCUCAGAUGAAGAAGGUUGGAGGCUCGAAUGCUCCGGCGACGGCAGCGUCGGGCAACAGCAACAUCCCCCUUGGAGGCGUUCCGAUGCAGAGAGGUGGCAGUCAUGGCUCGAGAGCAUCCAGGGCACCCUCAGCUCUGUCGAUACGGCCAAAAGACAGUCCGAUAACAAAGCCGGAAAUUGGCUCACCGGCUACAGCAUUCUCUCCUCAGCAACCGCCAUUGUCCCGGACACCUUCUACCAACACCAUUACACAGUCCAGAGCAUUCGCUCAGUCACUGGCAAGCAGGCCUCAGCAACAGCGUCCAGCUCGUCCAAGCGUCACAGGACCUCGUCCCUCAAUUACACCCGCUCCCUCGGGCCCAAGCUCCAGCCAGGUCGACUAUCCCGAAUCCCCAACGGUGUCGGCCUUAUCGUCCUCAAGCUCAUCCAGCUCGGAAAGUGACAUGGACGGGCCCGCUCACCGCAGCCAACUCUUCAAGCGACCACCGCGAUUUCAGAAGCAGAAACCUCGUGACCUGCUUUCCUACGACGAGGAGCCCGAGGAAGGGGAUGACCAUGACCGGAGCAGCGAUGCGUCGUUACCUUUUGCUCAGCCUCAGCGGGACGUCACUCUUAGGGGCGGUGGCGCACCCGCUGACAAGGAUGCACAAUCGCAGACAUCUGACCCUCCGCGGCCGUCACAAAACGAUAAGGGAAAGCAGCCUGCGACGUCGAGGCCAGACCGCCUUGAUGCGAGUUCCUCCCUAGCGAGCUCUGCCAGCGAUGCACCCAAACCCCAGAAACCCGGCCCACUAAGUCCCAAGCACCGGGCAGAGUUGCCCGGACUAAGCCCCAGGAGAGCAGGCACGAGGGCUAAGAAGGAGGGAAGUGAGGGAACCCCGAGCAUGGGCAGCAGCUUCAGCGAUCUUGAUGAUGCGAGUAUUAGCCAGUCUGCUUUGGAAGAGGCGCUGCUGAGUAACAUACAUGCGGGACGGAUGAGCACGUUCAGCCAGUUGAGGUCGAAGUAUUUGUAGGUUUAUAUGUGAAGUUGGAGGCAGUGGAUGGUAUUGAUUAUGGUCAUGGCUUUGUGGACGUGGGUAUGGGCUGUGUUGCCUUGACUUGGUUUACAGAAUACCCUUCCGCAGUUUUGGGUGCUUACUAAACUGCUGGGGUCAUUGAUACAUGGACAGGACUUCCAA
Messenger RNA from Westerdykella ornata, 1422 nucleotides. RefSeq lists its product as uncharacterized. The transcript has 7 exons. Gene Ontology annotation, biological process: autophagosome assembly. The coding region runs from base 1 to 1257 and encodes 418 amino acids. Gene Ontology annotation, cellular component: phagophore assembly site. NCBI's taxonomy places the organism in Eukaryota, Fungi, Ascomycota, Dothideomycetes, Pleosporales, Sporormiaceae. The record is from RefSeq and is a predicted model, not a curated record.